GGUCAGAUUAGUCCUCACCUGCUUCACUUCCACAGAACUGCCAUCAAAGUGAACCAGCACAGGACUCUCAGAUGACCUGCUACACAGCUUUGUUUUUAAAAUUACAAGGCAAAAGAAGAUGGAGAACAAAGACAGUAGGAUGACAACUGAAUGGAACUCAACAAUGGAAAACAGAACGCAAUCAGAUAGCAAACAAACAAGAACUGACAUGAAAACCCAAAAAGAAACUAUAAAAAGACAAAGGCAACUGAUAUGUCAAGUAAUGGAGGAGAUCGAACAACUCUGGAGACAGACAGAAAGAAAAAGAAAUGAAAUUGACUUCUUAAAGACAAAGACAGAGGGGCAACAGGAAAACACUGAGAGACUGACAUCUGAAAAAAACAAACAGCACCUACUAUUAAAGCAAUUUAACUUCCAAAUAAAAAAUAUAACUGAGAAACUCAAAGAAAGCAAAAAUUCAGUUGCUAACGAAAAAACAAACCUUCUGAAAAUGUGGACUAAAAUAUACCAAGAGAAGGAUACUCUGGACAGAAGACGUCAUUACUUCAUCAAUGAGCGACACAGGCUAGACAGUAUAAAAGCUAGUAAGACAGAAUCACCAAUAAGGGAGGAACCCAAAGAGCUCCUUAAGCAGGUAAAGCAGGAACUGGAUAUACUGGAGAAUGCAACUGAGAAAAACAGGGAAAUAAUGGUUGAAGUAAAGAAAGUUAAAGAAAAAAUGGAGAAAACUAAAGCAAACAUACAGCAAGCAUUAAAAAGAAAUAAAGAGGACAUUUCAAAAAACAGUGAACAAAUUAACCACAUUAAACAUAUUAUGUAUGUAAAGAUCAACAUGGUCAAGCACAGAUGGGCAAGCAUUAUAAAACAGGCUGAAAUGAAGAAAAUUCACAUGUAUAAAGAAGGACAGAGAGAAAGAAAAGAUGGAAAAGCCACAUUUGACACAGUGAAGAGAAAAAUGUGUAGAAUCCAGGAAGAGAUGGAGAAACUUUGGGAUGUGCUGGAAGACAGUGAACAACAACUGGAAGUGACUCAAAGUGCAAAGCAGCAGCUAAUGGCAGAGAACAAUCCCGUGAACAUCAAGAUGAAUAUUAAUUAUCCAAAGCAACAAGCUUCAGAUCUAAGCUUGAAAGUGACACACAUCCAGUCUGAAAGAGAUGACUUAAAGAGAGUUAAAAUGAAACUAAAGACAGGAAGGGAAAAUGUAGAAAAAGACAAGCCAAAUACUUACAUGCAGAAUUUGAUCUCUGAGGAAGAAGAAAACAAUGAGGUGCUUUGUAUCAAGAGUGAAGAAACAAAGCAGAGCACGAGGGACUUUACAGAAGUAAAGGCUCAAACCAAAUGGACAAAUUUUCGAGAAAAGCAAAAAAGAAGGGAGCUUGAGCAUCUGCUCGAGAAGAUAAUGAAAGAGAGGGAUGAGUUAGAAAUCAUGAAGAGAAAAAUACAGCGACAAAAGGAAGGGGUUGAACAAAAACUGGAAAAUACUGUCACUGAGAUGAAAGGUAAAAUAGAAAAAACUGGUGCAGAAAUUAACAACACUUGGGAGAAAAUGCGGAGAACCCAAAGGGAGAUGAGUAAGAACGAGGAAGAAGCCAAGAACUAUAUGGAAAACCUAACAACCAUGAAAGCUUGGGUCAACAAAUGGAUAUCGACACAAUCUACAAUCAAAUAUACUUUUUCGGUGAAUGCAUCCAAACUUCAAGAAUCACAGAAAGAAAUAGACACAGACUCCCUCGAGGAUCAAACAUCAGCAAUUCCAAAGGACAAAAGGGGGACAGAAAAUAUAACAGAUACAACAUCAUUACAAAAUUCUGUAACAUUAGAUGAUCAGCAUCAAAAUAAAAAAAUUAAAGAACAACAGAAGGAGCAUUUUGAAUCCAAACAUUGUUUUGCAGAAGGCAAAAAUGGGGAGCAGGACUUUUGCUUACAGAUGCGAACUGAAAUUCAUGAAGAAGCAGUGCAUGAUAAAACUGAAUUACUGAUAAUUGUAAGAGAAAGGGAAGAAGUGGAAAAACUGAUAUGUAACCUAAAGCAGCAAGAGGGGGAAAUAAAGGAGCAAAUAAAGUACACUGUUGAUAACAUGAAAGAAAAAACUCAAGACAUCAAAAGGCUCAUUUUGGAAAUGAAUGACCUGCAGAGGGCAGACACUGUAAUUACAGUCGGCGAAACUGAAAAUGCCCAGGAAGUAUUAACUAAGCUGUUGGAAGAAACUGAACAGAGAAAGAUUUUGAUGGUGAACACCAAAGUUUUCAAAAAUGAAAUAAUGAAAUAUGAAGUACAAGAGGAGGACGAUGCCAAAAAAAUAAAACAAGAGUCUAGCUUGAUAAGACUUGAUAUUAACAAGCAAAAACAAAUUCAGAAAUCAGGAGAAGAGAUGAAAAAAUAUGUUGAACACACAGAUGAAAAUAAAAAGGACAGAGGAGCCGAUGUACAAAGACUCAGGGCAGAGAUUUACAAAACACAAGAGAUUAUAAGAACGCUAAGAGGAGGACUUGAGAACCUAGCGGAAAAAAGUAACAUGGACAAAGAUCAAAAGAAUGAAGGCAGUGAAAUUGAAGGAUUGCUAAAAGACAUCAAACAGUUUCAAGAGUUUUUGGAAAUUGUAAAAGCCACAAUAAAGCAAAGUGAAGUAUAUAUGACAGAAGAAAUGAGCAAUAUGAAAUCAAUUAAAACUGCAGUGAAAAAGAAGAGAAGAGAAUUAGAUCAAAGGUUAGAAAAUACUUCAAAAGAGAGAGACAGAUUAGACAUCUUUAAAAUAAAAAUGCAGAGGCAAACUGAACUGAUUCGGCAGAAUUUAGAAAAAAUGGCAAAAGUUAAGAGCACAAUCGAGAAAAUAGCCACUCAGACCAGAAGGAAAAUUGAAGAGAUAGAAAUUAGUAUGAAGGAGACUGAAAUAAAACUAAGACAGUUUAAAGACCUUGACUACAUUAACCUUAACUUAACAAAAGGCGCAAAACCAGACAUGGAACAUGGUACUACACCUAAGCAAAGAACUGCUCUUGAAAUUUUCAAGACUGAAAUUAGAAAGACAAUGGACAAUAAAAGAGAUAAACUGACAAAAACCAAAAUGGACAAAGAAACUGAGGGAACAGAAAUCCUCAAACAAGUUAAAGAGAAACUGGAUGAUGUAAGACUUUCAUUAGACAGUCUGGGUCAUAAAAAAAAAAAAUCAGUUAGUGAGACUGUGAAACAAAUAAUUAAGAGAGAAGAGACUGAGGUGACAGAACAGAUCCAAACAGCGAUAAAGAAUGAGAAAAUAGUUAAACAACUAACUGAAACAGAAAUACAGGAUGAACAGAUGAACCAUUUGAGGGAGAAAACUGAAAGACACAAACAGGAGCUUGAUGACAGAGUACACAUGACAAAAAGGCAAAUAAGAGAAAUGGAGCUGCUACAAUCAGAAUUGAAAAUAAAGACAAAAGAACUGGAGCGUUUAUUUAGAAAAACCAUGAGAAAAAAGGAGGAAAUUGAAAUAAUGUGGAAUGAAAUACAACGAGAAAAGGAAGCAUUGAGGACCGAGAUCAAAAAGAAAAGAAGAGAAUUAGACCAAAGACUGGAGAUAACUCUGAGAAAAAGGGAUGAACUAGAAAUGUUAAGGGUAAAAUUGAAACGACAGAUGGAAGAGCUGGCUGAGGAGAAGCAGAGAGACCAUAAUCUGUUCAUCCAUCUACCCAAUGAACAUGAAAAACAUUGGGAAAGCAAAGAUGUGAAAAUGUUCAUGGAGAAACUUAAAAACCACAGCUCAAAAGUUUCUCAUUAUAUUAUUUACAUCCAAAACAUAAGAGACAGGGUUAAUUUACACAUGGGAACAAUUAGGACAGAGAUGAAAAUUCUAGAAAAUGUGAAUGCUCAUUUAGAAAAGGACAGGAAGGGAUUCAGAGAAGUUGAGGCUGAAAAUAAGAAUAUAACAAACAAAAUGAGGAGAUUAAAAUAUCAGCUUAAUUUAAUCUUUGGAAGAGUUACCAUACAAGACACUGCAGAGAUGGAUGAAACAAUCAACAUGUGGGAAAAAAUCCAAAGACAAAAACAGAGGCUUGAUAUGAGACUAGAAAGUAUUAAAAGGGAAAGACAAGAGAUCGAAGCUCUGGUGGUUGAGCUGGAGAUGAAGAAAAGAGAAAACCAACGUGUAAUCAAAAGAAGCAUUCAAAAAGAACAGAAGAUAAAAAGAAUAUGGGUUACUUUCAAAGAAGAAAGAACUGCCCUCGUGAGAGAAACAAAGCAGAAAAAGGAGCUUGAACAACGACGAGCGGAGAUCAUCAAACAUCAAGGUAAACAAGAAAAAAAGCAGAAGUUGCAAAAAGGAAAGAAAGGGAUGAAAAGUGAAAUUGAAGACAUGAGGAUGACAGAAAAAAGGAAGCAAAUUAAAAAGCAUUGGGAACUAAUCAACAAAUACUUAGGGGAAUAUAACAAGGUAAUUAAAAACACUCAAAUCAUCAUUGGAAUAAUUCAGAAUGAAAAUAAGCACAUGCAAGACCAAAAGAAUUUCUACAUGACCAGAAGAAAAGAAGUACUGAAUAUGAAAAGCGAGUUAGAUAGGCAAAAGGAAAUUAUACGGUGCGCAUUAAAAAACAUAAAACAAGAGCGAAAACAUGGGGAACAAGUGGAGACAAAAAUCAAGACAGAGCAAGAAAAAAAUGAAAACGGAUGGAAAAAACAAUUUCAGAUAGAAAAAGAUGCCAUUGAUGACUUGAGUGCAGACAAGAGUCAAGACAAAGAAGAUGUUAAAAGAAUGACUGAGAUGUUGAAGAAGAACCAGAAACUUGAAAUGAGAGGCUGUAAAGUCAAAAAAGAAAUUGACAUAUUAAAACAAAAAAAGGAAGACAUAAAAGAGGAAAAGAAAACCAGUGAAAUAAAAGAAACGGGAAAAAAAAUAACGCUUAAGGAUGGUAUGAAAAGGGUUGUAUUACAAGACACAAAACAAGACUUCAUAAAAAAAGAGAUCAAAAAACGAAACCAGGGAAAACAAAAAGUCAACCAGAUGAGAACUAGACGUGACAAUAGAAAAGAACUGUUGUUGAAGGAAAGGAGAAAUAUCAUAGAUGAGCAGAAAGAGAUGGAAAUGAGAGGACACCAAGUCAUGACAGAAAUGAAAUCAAUAGAGAUUCUGAAAGUGAAACUUCAACAACUGAAAGAGGAUAUAAAAGCUAAAACGGACAGAUUACUACAAAAUGUUGACAACAGGUCCAUGCUGCAAACAGUGUUGGAAGAAAAACUUACAACUCAAGACAAACAGAAAGAAAACAUUUGCUAUUUCACUGAAAUGUUAGAGAGGGAAAGGGAAGGUGUGAGAACUAUCCUUUCAGAAAUGAUCACCAAGAGAGAAUGCACAGAAAAAGAAUGGAAGCAGCAGUUUGAACUGGACAAACGAGAUCUUGAUAAACUGAAAGAAGAUCUGAGACAAGACAGAGAAGAUCUGGAGAGAGAAAGUGAGGUGCUGAAUAAAGAGAAAAUGGAUUUGAAGCUGUUGAUGUCUGACAUGAAGAAACAAUUUGAAAUAUUGGAAGAAAAGAGACAAAAUGUAAAAGAAGAGAGAGACUCAAUGGAAAUCAUGAAGCUUGAACUGCUCAAUAAGAUGGAACAUGUAAAAAGGCUGUUAAAUGAGGCAAAUAAAGAAAAAGCCAAUAUUAAAGUUUGUAUCCUUCAGGUUCAAACGGAAAAAGAAAGACUUGAAGACAUUUUAAGCAAGAUUUUCUUAACACAUAGUGAACAAAAAGUCAAGGAAGAUGACCUCAGAAGACAAACAAAAGAACUGGAAAUGAAGAAGAAGCAAUUACAGAGUGAAAGAGAAAAAGUGGAGAGUCUGAUGAGGAAUCUCAACAAGAAGCAAGAAGAGCUUGAACGUGCAAAGGAAAUCAUGAGUGAAGAAAAAGAAGAGGUGAAACAGAUGAAGACUGACAUUGCCAAAGAACGAGAACUGUUGUUGAAGGAAAGGAGAAAUAUGGAAGAAGAGCGGUCUGAGAUGGAAAUGAGAGGAGACCAAGUCAUGGAUGAAAUGAAAUCAAUAGAGAUUCUGAAAGUGAAACUUCAACAACUGAAAGAGGAUAUAAAAGCUAAAACGGACAGAUUACUACAAAAUGUUGACAACAGGUCCAUGCUGCAAACAGUGUUGGAAGAAAAACUUACAACUCAAGACAAACAGAAAGAAAACAUUUGCUAUUUCACUGAAAUGUUAGAGACGGAAAGGGAAGGUGUGAGAACUAUCCUUUCAGACAUGAUCACCAAGAGAGAAUGCACAGAAAAAGAAUGGAAGCAGCAGUUUGAACUGGACAAACGAGAUCUUGAUAAACUGAAAGAAGAUCUGAGACAAGACAGAGAAGAUCUGGAGAGAGAAAGUGAGGUGCUGAAUAAAGAGAAAAUGGAUUUGGAGCUGUUGAUGUCUGACAUGAAGAAACAAUUUGAAAUAUUGGAAGAAAAGAGACAAAAUGUAAAAGAAGAGAGAGACUCAAUGGAAAUCAUGAAGCUUGAACUGCUCAAUAAGAUGGAACAUGUAAAAAGGCUGUUAAAUGAGGCAAAUAAAGAAAAAGCCAAUAUUAAAGUUUGUAUCCUUCAGGUUCAAACGGAAAAAGAAAGACUUGAAGACAUUUUAAGCAAGAUUUUCUUAACACAUAGUGAACAAAAAGUCAAGGAAGAUGACCUCAGAAGACAAACAAAAGAACUGGAAAUGAAGAAGAAGCAAUUACAGAGUGAAAGAGAAAAAGUGGAGAGUCUGAUGAGGAAUCUCAACAAGAAGCAAGAAGAGCUUGAACGUGCAAAGGAAAUCAUGAGUGAAGAAAAAGAAGAGGUGAAACAGAUGAAGACUGACAUUGCCAAAGAACGAGAACUGUUGUUGAAGGAAAGGAGAAAUAUGGAAGAAGAGCGGUCUGAGAUGGAAAUGAGAGGAGACCAAGUCAUGGAUGAAAUGAAAUCAAUAGAGAUUCUGAAAGUGAAACUUCAACAACUGAAAGAGGAUAUAAAAGCUAAAAUGGACAGAUUACUACAAAAUGUUGACAACAGGUCCAUGCUGCAAACAGUGUUGGAAGAAAAACUUACAACUCAAGACAAACAGAAAGAAAACAUUUGCUAUUUCACUGAAAUGUUAGAGACGGAAAGGGAAGGUGUGAGAACUAUCCUUUCAGACAUGAUCACCAAGAGAGAAUGCACAGAAAAAGAAUGGAAGCAGCAGUUUGAACUGGACAAACGAGAUCUUGAUAAACUGAAAGAAGAUCUGAGACAAGACAGAGAAGAUCUGGAGAGAGAAAGUGAGGUGCUGAAUAAAGAGAAAAUGGAUUUGAAGCUGUUGAUGUCUGACAUGAAGAAACAAUUUGAAAUAUUGGAAGAAAAGAGACAAAAUGUAAAAGAAGAGAGAGACUCAAUGGAAAUCAUGAAGCUUGAACUGCUCAAUAAGAUGGAACAUGUAAAAAGGCUGUUAAAUGAGGCAAAUAAAGAAAAAGCCAAUAUUAAAGAUUGUAUCCUUCAGGUUCAAACGGAAAAAGAAAGACUUGAAGACAUUUUAAGCAAGAUUUUCUUAACACAUAGUGAACAAAAAGUCAAGGAAGAUGACCUCAGAAGACAAACAAAAGAACUGGAAAUGAAGAAGAAGCAAUUACAGAGUGAAAGAGAAAAAGUGGAGAGUCUGAUGAGGAAUCUCAACAAGAAGCAAGAAGAGCUUGAACGUGCAAAGGAAAUCAUGAGUGAAGAAAAAGAAGAGGUGAAACAGAUGAAGACUGACAUUGCCAAAGAACGAGAACUGUUGUUGAAGGAAAGGAGAAAUAUGGAAGAAGAGCGGUCUGAGAUGGAAAUGAGAGGAGACCAAGUCAUGGAUGAAAUGAAAUCAAUAGAGAUUCUGAAAGUGAAACUUCAACAACUGAAAGAGGAUAUAAAAGCUAAAACGGACAGAUUACUACAAAAUGUUGACAACAGGUUCAUGCUGCAAACAGUGUUGGAAGAAAAACUUACAACUCAAGACAAACAGAAAGAAAACAUUUGCUAUUUCACUGAAAUGUUAGAGAGGGAAAGGGAAGGUGUGAGAACUAUCCUUUCAGACAUGAUCACCAAGAGAGAAUGCACAGAAAAAGAAUGGAAGCAGCAGUUUGAACUGGACAAACGAGAUCUUGAUAAACUGAAAGAAGAUCUGAGACAAGACAGAGAAGAUCUGGAGAGAGAAAGUGAGGUGCUGAAUAAAGAGAAAAUGGAUUUGAAGCUGUUGAUGUCUGACAUGAAGAAACAAUUUGAAAUAUUGGAAGAAAAGAGACAAAAUGUAAAAGAAGAGAGAGACUCAAUGGAAAUCAUGAAGCUUGAACUGCUCAAUAAGAUGGAACAUGUAAAAAGGCUGUUAAAUGAGGCAAAUAAAGAAAAAGCCAAUAUUAAAGUUUGUAUCCUUCAGGUUCAAACGGAAAAAGAAAGACUUGAAGACAUUUUAAGCAAGAUUUUCUUAACACAUAGUGAACAAAAAGUCAAGGAAGAUGACCUCAGAAGACAAACAAAAGAACUGGAAAUGAAGAAGAAGCAAUUACAGAGUGAAAGAGAAAAAGUGGAGAGUCUGAUGAGGAAUCUCAACAAGAAGCAAGAAGAGCUUGAACGUGCAAAGGAAAUCAUGAGUGAAGAAAAAGAAGAGGUGAAACAGAUGAAGACUGACAUUGCCAAAGAACGAGAACUGUUGUUGAAGGAAAGGAGAAAUAUGGAAGAAGAGCGGUCUGAGAUGGAAAUGAGAGGAGACCAAGUCAUGGAUGAAAUGAAAUCAAUAGAGAUUCUGAAAGUGAAACUUCAACAACUGAAAGAGGAUAUAAAAGCUAAAACGGACAGAUUACUACAAAAUGUUGACAACAGGUCCAUGCUGCAAACAGUGUUGGAAGAAAAACUUACAACUCAAGACAAACAGAAAGAAAACAUUUGCUAUUUCACUGAAAUGUUAGAGACGGAAAGGGAAGGUGUGAGAACUAUCCUUUCAGACAUGAUCACCAAGAGAGAAUGCACAGAAAAAGAAUGGAAGCAGCAGUUUGAACUGGACAAACGAGAUCUUGAUAAACUGAAAGAAGAUCUGAGACAAGACAGAGAAGAUCUGGAGAGAGAAAGUGAGGUGCUGAAUAAAGAGAAAAUGGAUUUGGAGCUGUUGAUGUCUGACAUGAAGAAACAAUUUGAAAUAUUGGAAGAAAAGAGACAAAAUGUAAAAGAAGAGAGAGACUCAAUGGAAAUCAUGAAGCUUGAACUGCUCAAUAAGAUGGAACAUGUAAAAAGGCUGUUAAAUGAGGCAAAUAAAGAAAAAGCCAAUAUUAAAGUUGUAUCCUUCAGGUUCAAACGGAAAAAGAAAGACUUGAAGACAUUUUAAGCAAGAUUUUCUUAACACAUAGUGAACAAAAAGUCAAGGAAGAUGACCUCAGAAGACAAACAAAAGAACUGGAAAUGAAGAAGAAGCAAUUACAGAGUGAAAGAGAAAAAGUGGAGAGUCUGAUGAGGAAUCUCAACAA
This is a messenger RNA of Oreochromis niloticus (Nile tilapia), 9440 nucleotides long. Its product is annotated as golgin subfamily B member 1. The transcript has 3 exons. The record is from RefSeq and is a predicted model, not a curated record. Bases 119 to 9301 code for a protein of 3060 amino acids. Lineage: Eukaryota; Metazoa; Chordata; Actinopteri; Cichliformes; Cichlidae.